Messenger RNA from Talpa occidentalis (Iberian mole), 1513 nucleotides. It is a transcript of the gene MSTN, whose product is annotated as myostatin. Bases 104 to 1231 code for a protein of 375 amino acids. The record is from RefSeq and is a predicted model, not a curated record. Gene Ontology annotation, biological process: SMAD protein signal transduction. Lineage: Eukaryota; Metazoa; Chordata; Mammalia; Eulipotyphla; Talpidae. Gene Ontology annotation, cellular component: extracellular region. The transcript is spliced from 3 exons. Gene Ontology annotation, molecular function: cytokine activity; growth factor activity.
AGACUGUACAGGCAUUAAAAUUUUGCUUGGCAUUACUCAAAAACAAAAGAAAACUAAAAGGAAGAAAUAAGAACAAGACAAAGAUUGUAUAAAUUUUAAAAUCAUGCAAAAACUGCAAAUCUAUGUCUAUAUUUACCUGUUUAUGCUGAUUGUUGCUGGUCCAGUGAAUCUAAAUGAGAACAGCGAGCAAAAAGAAAAUGUGGAAAAAGAGGGGCUGUGUAAUGCAUGUACUUGGAGACAAAACACUAAAUCUUCAAGAAUAGAAGCCAUAAAAAUUCAAAUCCUCAGUAAACUUCGCCUGGAAACAGCUCCUAAUAUCAGCAAAGAUGCUAUAAGACAACUUUUGCCCAGAGCUCCUCCACUCCGGGAACUGAUUGAUCAGUACGAUGUCCAGAGAGAUGACAGCAGCGAUGGCUCCUUGGAAGAUGAUGAUUACCAUGCCACAACAGAAACGAUCAUUACCAUGCCCACAGAGUCUGAUCUUCUAAUGCAAAUGGAAGGAAAACCUAAAUGUUGCUUCUUUAAAUUUAGCUCUAAAAUACAAUACAAUAAAGUAGUAAAGGCCCAACUGUGGAUAUAUCUGAGACCUGUCAAGAGUCCUACAACAGUGUUUGUGCAAAUUCUGAGACUCAUCAAACCCAUGAAAGACGGUACAAGGUAUACUGGAAUCCGAUCUCUGAAACUUGACAUGAACCCAGGCACUGGUAUUUGGCAGAGCAUUGAUGUGAAGACAGUGUUGCAAAAUUGGCUCAAACAGCCUGAAUCCAACUUAGGCAUUGAAAUCAAAGCUUUAGAUGAGAAUGGUCAUGAUCUUGCUGUAACCUUCCCAGGACCAGGAGAAGAUGGGCUGAAUCCCUUUUUAGAAGUCAAGGUAACAGACACACCAAAAAGAUCCAGAAGAGAUUUUGGACUUGACUGUGAUGAGCACUCAACAGAAUCUCGAUGCUGUCGUUACCCUCUAACUGUGGAUUUUGAAGCUUUUGGAUGGGAUUGGAUUAUUGCACCUAAAAGAUAUAAGGCCAAUUACUGCUCUGGAGAGUGUGAAUUUGUAUUUUUACAAAAAUAUCCUCAUACUCACCUUGUACACCAAGCAAACCCCAGGGGCUCAGCAGGUCCUUGUUGUACUCCCACAAAGAUGUCUCCAAUUAAUAUGCUAUAUUUUAAUGGCAAAGAACAAAUAAUAUAUGGGAAAAUCCCAGCCAUGGUAGUAGAUCGCUGUGGGUGCUCAUGAGAUUUAUAUUUGGUUCUUAACUUCCUAAAACAUGGAAGACUUCCCCUCAACAAUUUUGAAACUGUGAAAUUAUGUACCACAGGCUAUAAGCCUAGAGUAUGCUACAGUCACUUAAGUACAAGUUACAGUAUAUGAACUAAAAGAGAGAAUAUAUGCAAUGGUUGGCAUUUAACCAUCAAAAUAAAUCACACUGUAGAAAGUUUUAUGAUUUCCAGAGUUUUUGAACUAGGAGAUCAAGUUACAUUUAUGUUCAUAUAUAUCACAUCAUAUGAAAGCAAUUCU